Molecule: messenger RNA, 1866 nt
Organism: Mesocricetus auratus (golden hamster)
Lineage: Eukaryota; Metazoa; Chordata; Mammalia; Rodentia; Cricetidae
Gene: Rmnd5b
Product: required for meiotic nuclear division 5 homolog B
Exons: 10
Coding region: 368-1549 (393 amino acids)
Biological process (GO): proteasome-mediated ubiquitin-dependent protein catabolic process
Cellular component (GO): nucleus; cytoplasm; GID complex
Molecular function (GO): protein binding; ubiquitin protein ligase activity
Source: RefSeq, a predicted model, not a curated record
GGCUCCGGGUCCGGGGUGCGGGGCGCCCCGACCAAAGCCCGGAGCAGUCGUCUGCCACACCCUCCAAGGGCUGGUGGAGUCGCCACGAUUCGGACGUCCCAUCUUGGUGCACCUGACUGGGUCAGAGACAGGGUUUCUCUGUGUAGCAGUCCUAGCUGUCCUGGAACUUGAUGUGUAGACCAGGCUGGCCUCGGGCUCCAGCCUUCAUCGUGCAGUGGACACCUCAGUGAGGAUGGCUGGGAAGCACUUUGUUUAGCAGGGGCCUGAUGUAUUAUUCAGGAAGGGUGAGAGGGACCUGAAGAAAUGCUGUGGGAGUCCCACACACACAUUGGCCUGACCCAGUUGACUUCACUAGGCAGAGGCCAUCAUGGAGCAGUGUGCAUGUGUGGAGAGGGAGCUCGACAAAGUCCUGCACAAGUUCCUGACCUAUGGGCAGCACUGCGAACAGAGCCUGGAGGAGUUGCUGCACUAUGUGGGCCAGCUGAGGGCUGAGUUGGCCAGUGCAGCUCUCCAGGGGACGCCUCUCUCAGCCACCCUCUCCCUUGUAAUGUCCCAGUGCUGUCGGAAGAUCAAAGACACAGUCCAAAAACUGGCUUCAGACCAUAAGGACAUUCAUAGCAGUGUCUCCCGAGUGGGCAAAGCCAUUGACAGGAACUUUGACUCUGAGAUUUGCGGCGUGGUCUCGGAUGCGGUGUGGGACUCACGUGAGAAGCAGCAGCAGAUCCUGCAGAUGGCCAUUGUGGAGCACUUGUACCAGCAGGGCAUGCUCAGCGUAGCUGAAGAGCUGUGCCAGGAAUCGACACUGAAUGUGGACCUGGACUUCAAGCAGCCCUUCUUGGAAUUGAAUCGGAUCUUAGAAGCUCUACAUGAGCAAGACCUGGGACCUGCACUGGAAUGGGCUGUCUCCCAUCGGCAGCGCCUGCUGGAGCUCAACAGCUCACUGGAGUUCAAGCUGCACCGGCUGCACUUUAUCCGGCUCCUAGCCGGUGGCCCCGAGAAGCAGCUGGAGGCCCUCAGCUAUGCCCGGCACUUCCAGCCCUUUGCUCGGCUGCACCAGAGAGAGAUCCAGGUGAUGAUGGGCAGUCUAGUGUACCUGCGGUUAGGCUUGGAGAAGUCACCCUACUGCCACCUCUUAGACAGCAGCCACUGGGCGGAGAUCUGUGAGACCUUUACUCGGGAUGCAUGUUCCCUGCUGGGGCUUUCAGUGGAGUCCCCCCUCAGUGUCAGCUUCGCUUCUGGCUGUGUGGCGCUACCAGUGCUGAUGAACAUCAAAGCUGUGAUCGAACAGAGGCAGUGCACUGGCGUGUGGAGUCACAAGGAUGAGCUGCCGAUUGAGAUCGAGCUGGGCAUGAAGUGCUGGUAUCACUCCGUGUUUGCAUGCCCUAUCCUGCGACAGCAGACCUCAGAUUCUAACCCUCCCAUCAAGCUAAUCUGUGGCCAUGUCAUCUCCCGAGACGCACUCAACAAACUCAUUAAUGGAGGAAAGUUGAAGUGUCCCUACUGUCCCAUGGAGCAGAAUCCAGCAGAUGGGAAACGUAUCAUAUUCUGAUUGUAAGGAACUUUGCGGGAAGGUGUUAUCCAAGGCUUCAGUGGAUUGUGGUGCCUCAGACCAGCUGAAUGAGCCUGCACUUCCUUGGCUGGGAGGGGGACUGGCUGCUGUGUCUGCUGUCUUUGUUUACACUUGCCCCUGACAGUAGCAAAGGCUGUGGUUAUCAAAAGCAGACAUCUUUCUACUCCUGCCCUCAAACCAGGGCCAGCUCCUUCUACUGUACAGUCAACUGUAUGUAUCCAUUCUCUACUGUAAAUAGCCCAUUAGAACUGAAUGCUGUUUUUUAACUUUGAACAAAUAUAUUCACAGCCCUUCUC